This is a messenger RNA of Stegastes partitus (bicolor damselfish), 1851 nucleotides long. RefSeq names its product ATP-binding cassette, sub-family G (WHITE), member 2b (gene abcg2b). NCBI's taxonomy places the organism in Eukaryota, Metazoa, Chordata, Actinopteri, Pomacentridae. Gene Ontology annotation, cellular component: plasma membrane. The record is from RefSeq and is a predicted model, not a curated record. Gene Ontology annotation, biological process: transmembrane transport. The transcript has 15 exons. The coding region runs from base 1 to 1851 and encodes 616 amino acids. Gene Ontology annotation, molecular function: ABC-type transporter activity; ATP binding; ATP hydrolysis activity.
AUGAGUAAGGGGGAGCAGAGCGUUUACAAUGUUGAGGAGUACAUCCAGGAAACGGGGCCAACUAUCACGUUCAGCAACUUGCACUACUGUGUUCAAGAGACAAGACUCUGCUGCAAGAUGGGUCCUGAAAAGUUUAUCCUCAAAGAUGUAAGUGGCAUCAUGAGACCGGGGAUGAAUGCUAUCAUGGGGGCCACAGGAAGCGGUAAAACAUCACUCUUGGAUGUGAUCGCAGGCAGAAAAGACCCUGCUGGACUGCGCCAAGGGACUGUUUUGGUGGAUGGCAAAGCUGUCACAUCUAAACUAAGGCUCAGCUCUGCCUAUGUGGUUCAGGAUGAUAUCGUGAUGGGCACUCUGAGUGUGAGAGAAAACCUUCUGUUUAGUGCCAGCCUGCGUCUCAGCCGGAAGCAUCACAACACUGAGGAUAAAUACAACAGAGUAAAUGAAAUCAUACAAGACCUGGGCCUCACAGACUGUGCUGACACUAAGAUAGGCACUGAGUUUCUGCGCGGUGUGUCAGGAGGCGAGAGGAAGAGGUGCAGCAUCGGGAUGGAGCUCAUCACUUCUCCCUCUCUGCUGUUUCUAGACGAGCCAACCACUGGACUGGAUUCUAACACUGCAAACUGCAUCAUCAAUCUGCUGCACAAGCUGUCCAGAAGAGGCAAGACCGUGAUCUUCUCCAUUCACCAGCCGCGAUACUCUAUCUUCAGACAGUUUGACCACCUGACUCUGAUGCAUAAAGGCGAGAUGGUGUAUGCAGGAAGCGCAGAAUAUGCACUGAAGUACUUCACAGACCUCGGUUACCAAAUACAGUCUUUCGACAAUCCCGCUGACUUCUUCAUGGACAUCACAAAUGGAGAAGCACAGUCCACUCUGGAAACACACAUUGAAGAGGACGGUGAAAACGUGCUGGCAAUAAAGUAUCGGCAGUCCCAGCUGUACCAGAAUGUGGUUGCAGAGCUGGAAUACGGGUACCAAAACACUGAAGAGGUCGAAAAGGAAGACAAGCCAGUCACCUAUGCCACAUCUUUCCUUUAUCAGUUGCGUGUGGUGAGUGGCAGGACGAUGCUGAACACCUUUAGGAAUCCUCAGACCUCCUACGCCCAGAUGGCUCUCAACAUCUUUUUUGCCAUUCUGGUGGGACUCAUUUAUUACCAGAUGCCCCUGACUAUGCCUGCGGCCAUACAGAACAGGACUGGAGCAUUCUUUUUCCUGAUCAUCAACAUGGUGUUUGGGAACCUUUCUGCUGUUGAACUCUUUAUCAAAGAAAGAGCAAUUUUUAUUCACGAGAAUGCCAGUGGUUAUUACCGUACCUCCGUGUACUUCCUGUCCAAGGUCUUUGCUGAUCUCAUCCCCAACCGCAUCAUCCCCAUUAUUGUGUUUUCAGCCAUCAGCUACUACAUGAUGGGGUUGAAGCCUGCCUUUACGGCCUUCCUCUGUUUUGCUCUGACCAUGUCUCUGGUCAGUCUGGCAGGAGUUGGUCUGGCCUUCCUCGUCUCAGCAAGUUCAUCUUCAUUUGCGAUGGCCAACAUUCUCAUUGCUCUACCCUUCGUCUUCAUGAUGGUCUUUGGUGGUUUUCUUGUCAAUCUCAACAACAUGCUGAGCUGGCUCUCUUGGCUGAAGUGGAUCAGUAUCUUCAAAUAUGGAUUGGAUGCUACAUUCAUCAACGAGAUGCAAGGACAGAUAUUCGACUACAACGGCACACUUUUCCUAGGGGAUUGGUACCUGGAACAGCAGGGCAUUGACUACUCUGUGUGGGGCUUCUGGCAGAACGAGGUGGCUCUGCUGGCAAUCACGACCAUCUGCAUGGUCCUGGCCUAUGUGCAGCUGCGACGAAUCAACCGCUGGAAGUGA